Cryptococcus wingfieldii CBS 7118 is the source of this 840-nucleotide messenger RNA. Its product is annotated as pre-mRNA-splicing factor 38A. The record is from RefSeq and is a predicted model, not a curated record. Gene Ontology annotation, cellular component: precatalytic spliceosome. Lineage: Eukaryota; Fungi; Basidiomycota; Tremellomycetes; Tremellales; Cryptococcaceae. The transcript has 5 exons. The coding region runs from base 1 to 840 and encodes 279 amino acids.
AUGAGCGCCACGAAACAAGGAGCUACCGCGGUCCACGGUAGCAACCCCCAAUACCUGAUAGAGAAAGUCAUCCGUGCCCGUAUAUACGACUCCCUCUACUGGAAAGAACACUGCUUCGCCCUUACCGCCGAGUCGAUUAUCGACAAAGCUCUCGAGCUCCCAGCCAUUGGUGGCGUGACGGACAGGCAGACGCCGACGGCGUUCAUGUGUCUGCUCUUGAAGCUGUUACAACUACAGCCAGAGAAGGAGAUUCUGGUGGAAUAUCUUUUGGCAGAAGAGUUCAAGUAUCUGAGAGCCUUGGCAGCGUUCUAUAUUCGAUUGACGUUCAAGAGUCUGGAGGUGUACGAAAUACUCGAGCCGCUGCUCGCAGACUAUCGUAAACUGCGCGUUGCCCAUGCUGGUGGCUACUCUCUGACGACGUUUGACGAUUACAUUGACGAGCUUCUCACGCAAGAACGUGUGUGCGACACCAUUCUGCCACGUCUGACGCAAAGAUCCGUACUGGAAGAGGUGGAGGGGCUGGCGCCUAGAAAGAGUUUGCUCGAAACCCAAGAAGAAAGUAAAGGCCACCGAGGUCGCUCAAGAUCAAGGUCUCGCUCGCGCUCCAGAUCUUUGUCCGCCUCCCCUCCCCGCUACACCUCUCGCUCUCCUUCGCCCGCAUCAUCGACCUCUUCGCGAGGAGACAGAUUCGUCUCUCGUUCUCCUUCCCCGCCAUCGGGAUCAGAAGACGGAGGGGAAGAGGGCGAUACUCGCGACAGAUUCAUAUCAAAAAGUCCGAGUCUGUCGCCUGAUAGGGUUAUGGAAAUUGGGGCAGAGGAUGUGCUGGAAGGGGACGUCUAG